AAAAAUUUCCGUGUUGCUGUACAACAUACGAAUAUUAUUGAGUACAUUGUCAUUCAUUUAACACGUGAAAAUCUGGAGUUGAAGACCUAUGGUGCUCUUACUAUAUUUAAAGUAAGUCGAACAGAGAAUAUUCUCAACUUUGCGCCCCCUAUUUCCCAGAGUGUUGAAACAUUGAGUUGUGAAUGUGAUCAUACACAAUCCAGUUUAUCCAGAAGAUUUUUGAAUUGUCUGUAGCCUGGUUUACAUUGUGAAACUUUCUGUAAACACAGUAGGAAUGUACUGCGUAGGUAAAUUCUAAGUUUUUAAAGUGCAUAUGACAUGAAAUUUCUUAUUUUCUUAAAUGAAAGAACUCUUUAAGCUGUAGUGUAACUUAUUUUUCAGUUUCUUGUUUUGAUGGUUUGUUCCAGAGAUAUAAUUUGUUUGAUAUGUAAAUGAAUGUGAAUAUGCCCGCUAAUUUAUGACGUCACAUUGGUUGCAAGCUCUUCAAAAUGGUUGAAUAUCACUGCUAUCAUCCAAUAUGAUAAUUUCAAACUUCACUCACUGGUAAAUGUGAUGAAACACUGUAGAAAAACGUGAAGUGAUAUCUACAGUUUUUAAAGUUAAUAGAUUUAUAAGUUGAGCUUGCAACCAAUGUGACGUCAUAAAUUAGCGGACAUAUUCACACUAAUUUACAUAUCAAACAAAUGGAAAUAUCUCGGGAACAAACCAUAAAAACAAGAAACUGAAAAAUAUAUAAGUUACACUACAGUUUAACUGAAGAGUUCUUCAUUUAAGAAAAUAAGAAAUUUCAUGUCAUAUGCACUUUAACGAUUUGUAAGAAAUGUUUCAGGAAACUGACUCAAUGUUAAACAGUGAGUCAGUUCGUUGAAACACUUUUUACAAAACUUAGAAUUUCCUAUGCAAAAUUCCUACUGUGAUAACUGAAAUUUUGUGCAAAACAGGCUUAUGAUGUAAUUUGUCCACGGAUUAUUUAUCUUCGACGAGGGUACUUCGACGAAAGUAUACUUCAGCGAGUGAUGUCGGUCAUAAAUUUAAUUUGUUUUCUUACAGUGUGCUGAAGAGAAAGAAACUCGAGACAUCGUGUAUGAACAUGAUGGCAUUCUUCCGAUCAUGGACUUGCUUUCAUUAAAAGAAAGAAAUGCUUUGGCUGCGGCAACUGGCGCCGUGUGGAAAUGUGCGCAGAGCGAAGAAAACGCAAAACGGUACGUUGGUAGGAAUGGUUUACCACUUAAAGGACAUUGGCAAUAAAAAAUUAGUUUAUCUCAUUCAAAAGAACUCUUAGAAUUAUAUAAGAAACUCUAUUACCGAUUUGUCGAAAUAUUUAGACCGAAAUUAAUGAGCUGUCCGCCAUUUUGGACCAAUUCUUGACCUCAUUAACUAUGGUUUUGAUGACGUCAAGAGUUGGGUUGACCAUUCAAACACUCAUUACUUUCGAUGCAAUGGAAGUGUUGAUAAAACAUUGCACCAAUUCCUUUCCUCAAGUUGAUCAAUCCAUUUGAUAGAAAAUUGAUCAACUUCCUGUUACUUUUAGAUGAGCCAAUAAGAUUUCGUUUCAGAACCGAUUGAUCAAUAGGAAACACACAGGAAGUGAAAAGAAAUUUGAAUUCGUAUGAAUUGAUUCAACUUGAGGAAAUGAAUUCAUGCAAAAUUUUAUCAACACUUCCAUUGCAUCGACAGUAAACCAUUCAAACACUCAUUAAUAAAAUGACACACUGAUAAAACUCAUCUUCAUUAGAAGUCCAUCCUAAUUAGUAUUCUUCAUAUUAAUGAGACGGCAUCUAUUAUAGUCGUGUUUGAAGCUAUUCAAAACACCUGUAGUCGUGUUUUAUCAUUUCCAAAAUGCUCGUGCUGCGCACUAUCAUUUUAAAUAUGACAAAAUACUCCUAUACGCGUGUUUUAAAUAGUUUUACAUUGACGUAUUAAAAUAAGUGACGGUUCAUCAUUCAGCAAAACGGUAUUAUUUUCCUAGUAAUAAAUUACCAUAUAUUUGCAAACGAGAGGUUGUUCAUGCAGCAAUAUGCUUGAUCUACGAGAUCUUCUUCAGUUCCCUUAAUCGGCGUUUAAACUUUCGUUUGAACAUGGUGACUUGUUUCAAUGCAUCAAAAUUAUCCCACCUUCCAUAUCCCAUCUUCCCAUAAACUGCCCCUUAAAGGCACAUUUCCACUCAGGAAAAUUUUCCGCAGGAAGAUAAUUUUGUAAAAUGUGAUUGGCAGACAUGAAAAAUUUCAAAUUUUAACAAUGACAUUUUCGGAAAAUUUUCUGUCCGUGGAAAUUUUUCUUGAGUGGAAAUGGGCCUUAAGAAUGGCACAGCAAACAAAAGCAAGCAAGCAAGCAAAGCAACUAUAACUUACUCCUGUUUCUUCCAGGUUUCUUCAUCAAAGAUUCGCGCGAACAAAUUCGCUAGUGGAAAACAGGCUUAAGCAAGCAACGUUUGUGUCACAACAUGGACGUCACCCGAAGAUUUGUAUAACUAAUUUUGGCGGCAUUUUGCUUCAUAGCGCUCAUGUAAGGAAGAAAUAAAACUUUUCAUCACAGGGAUUGAACCAUUACAGUUGUGGUGGGUUCAAUUUCUGUCCGCCAUUGCAGAAUUUUCCCUUUGAAACCUUGUCUCUGGCAUACUUUAUCUCAAACCUCCGAAUGUAAGUCCCCUUGUAUAAGCACAUCAUAUUCACUUGCGAUAAGGACAUCUCAGCGAACGUUGCUAAGGCGAUCUAUAACAGUAGCGUUGAUGCAGGAUGCAAAAUGUAAGUUAAAAUGUAAUUAGAGUUUGGGCGGAUACGUAACAGGAACCGUGAUUUCCCCUCGACCCAUUAGUGUUUUAUACACACUAAGGGCGCUUUCCAUUUAAUGGCCUGGCCGGUCAGACCCAAAUUUUUGUCUCUGUAUCAAUGGAAAGAUUUGGUCGAUGUUUCUCAAAUAUCUAGCGAAAAUGGACCUCAUUCUAAUUUUAUCUAAAUUUUCAGGUCAGAUAAGUCUGAAGCCCAAACGUUUUGUGUUCCAUUCAACAAUUUGACCGUUCUGACCGGUCUGACAGUGCUAAUGGAAAGCGCCCUUAGUUAGCUGCUCUGACAAUAGAACGUAUAUAAUGUCUGCAUCGAGUUUCCACGAAAUCUUCUUAUUAAUUCUAUUAACUAUGUUCUGAGCAAAAGAAAUUCUUAGUUGCCAAUUGAAGAGCUCUCGAACCGGAGAGAUAUAAAAUAUACUAAAUAUAUUUCUUGCCUAUACCCUUCUUUUAGUCACAUCAGUUUUCACAGAACAUUGAAAACUAUAGUUAACAAUCUAACCCGACCCGUGACUCGUAGUAGCAACAUCUGUACCUGGCUUUGAUAUAUCAUUUGAAAAUCUACGACAUUCUUUUUUGUGAAGGAUUUUCAAGCAAAUGGAUGGCAUUCGGUUGCUAUGGACACUGCUCAAGUCAUAUGACGAUGAGGUAUGUUGAUUGAAAUUAGGAACGGCAUGUGUUUGUAUUGUAUUGUGGGGUGUGUUUCGAAGUACAUACAUUUUUCAUUCUCCUUUCAAGGUGAUAAUCAACUCUGCGUGGGCUUUGUGUCUUCUUAUUGAUGACGAUCAGGUAUAUCAAUAAUCAAUAAUCAAUCAAAGAAUUGAUCAAUCAGAUAAUUAGCUAAUCAAACAAUCGAUCGAUGAAGUCAAUCAAUAAUUUAAUUAUUGAAGUCAAUCAGUGAAGUCAAUCAAUAUAUCAUUCAAUCAAUGGAUUGAGCAAUUCAUCCAUUCAAUCAGUGAAGUCAAUCACUCAAUCAAUAAAGUAAUCAAUCAAUCAUUCAAUCAAUAAAGUAAAUCAAUCAUCCAUUCAAUCGAUGAAGUAAAUUAUUCAAUCAUUGAAGUAAAUCUUUCAAUCAUUGAAUCAAUAAAGCUAGCAAAUCAAUAAUCCAUUCAAUCGAUGAGAUAAUUAUCCAGUCAUUGAAGUAAAUCAAUCAAUCAUUCAAUCAAUAAAGUAAAUCAAUCAUUCAUUCAAUCAACGAAGCAAUCACCAACCUCGUCCCCAGGCUCUUUCCUCCACAAGAGGGAAGAGCCUGGGAACGAGGCUGGCCAAUCACUCACUCAAUUAAGUAAAUCAAUCAUCCAUUCAAUCGAUGAAGUCGAUCAAUCAAUUAUUCAAUCAAUAAAUCAACUGAUUGCAACAUUUGUGUUUUCCUUCGAAACAGACUGACGCCGAGAACAUUCGUUCUUUUGUCGGUGGUCUGGAAAUAUUGGUGAAUUUACUCAAGUCUGAAAAUCUCGAGGUUCGUGCAAUGUCAACUGAUAACUGAUUGACAUGUGUCAUUUUAUACUGAAGAGUGGACUAAUUACAAGACUACUGGAAGUCAUAAGUUAUAUGUUCCCAUUAAUAACGAGCAAUGGUUAGAUUAGGGUUAGAUCUAACCCUUAGUCGUUUCCUACUACAGGUAUUAACAUCAGUGUGUGCUGUAAUAUCAGUGGUGGCAGUUGACUAUCAAAAUGUUGGCAUUAUUUCUGACUAUGACGUUGUCCCUCUACUAGCUGAGUUAACUAAUGUGGUAAAUAUAUCGUUUGUAUAUUUAUUUUGUUUAUCAAGGAUUAAUACAAGCACUUUUAAAACUCAAAGUUCUUCCGAAAAAAGGACGUAAACUAAAAGCUGGUAUCAAUCCCUGGUUUAUGUGUAAAUACCGAGUACUUCUUCACUUCUUUUAUUUCAAAUAUCAAAAUUGACAAAAAUAUUCUUAUUUAUUUAGAAAGAUAACCGGUUACGAAGAUAUCUCGCUGAAGCCAUUGCAAGGUAAAGUCCCGUGGAAGAGUUUACUCGCCUGUGUGUCAUACGACAAAAACAUUUUUUUCAAUCAACAUUUCCUUCGGAAUUUAAUUUCUGCUUACAACUAAAUAAAAAUUUCCCAUGAUAAUUUCAAAAUAAACGAGCAAUGGUUACGUAAGACGACUGUAUAGUCAAGUUCUCCUUGUUCAAAAGCUGGUAUGACUAAGUAAAUUUUGAACAAGUUUCGUUGUGAAUGAAAAACUUGUCAAUUUUUGCCGUUCACACGACCAAGUAAAACUUGUCAAGGAAAACUGCCAAUCAAGGAAGACGUAAAGCCAUUAACGAGUAUAGAGGAACAUCGAGGGUAUAGUGGAACGUCUUGAAACGUUCCUCUCUAAAAUACCAGAACGGGAAAUUUUGCUUUUCGAGUUCAUACGAGGCUGGACCACAAUGUUUGAGCACAACCAACCGAUCGAAUUCCCAUGUGGACAAAUGGAAUCGGUUACUGAAUUACUGUUCCGGUUUUCGUCUUGAUCUCAAAUUGUUUUCAAAAAUACCGUACAUCAAUUAAUUACCCUCUAUUUUAUAUUUUUUAUAACCAAUUCUACUUAUAAAAAUUUCAGAUGCGGUGUAUUUGGUGAUAAUGCGAAAGCAUUCCGUACCUCAGGAGCGGUAUCCAAGAUCGUCAAAUAUCUGUAUAUUGAAGACACUCCUCUGCAAGAAGCCACUGUACGAGCUUUGUACCAGCUGUCACGUGACCCGGCGAAUUGUGCCAUCAUACACAAACAUGGCGGAGUUAAGGUUGGUGCGAUGUCUACAAGAAAAAUAAUGGAAAUAGUGUGUUAGUGUGAGAUUAGAAAUCGCUGUUUUAUACAGCAUGGUUUUCAAUUACGGUAAUUCCGCAGUAAUUGUUCCCAAAAUGAGAAUGUGCUGAAACUUCCCAGGCAUGGAGUUUAUGAUAUAUUUAAAGUAAAAUCACCCAAAAAAGUUGGGGUCAUCGAACUCGUUAAGAAGAUAUGACAGUCACAAUAUACCACCUUUAGUGCUUUACCCCAAUUUGGCGCCAUCAUUACGAGUAACAGCAAAAUCACAACAGCCGGACAUUUAUUGACGUUUUUAGCGCGGAUUUUGCUUUAGUAAACCUAUCUUGUAAUUAUUUUUGAAAAAAUAUUGUGUUUUGAGCAAAAUGAAAAUACUAGCGUGUACAAUUCUGAUUCACAAAUGUCUUUUCCACAUUCUUUACAUAUCUUUCUUUGAGAACAUGCAUUGAUAAAGGAUUUUUUUUCAAGAUCCAGAAAUGAUUUUUCUUUUAAUUUCGGAUAUGAAAUGUAAAAUGCAAUAAAGAAAUAAAUUAUCAGUUAAAAAACGGGGAUCACCGAUCUUUUUUAGGGAAUUGAGGCAUUAAAACGUGAAAUACAAGUAAAUAAACAUACUACAGACACAGGAACCCCAGCUCACUCUUGCAUGCCUUUUUUGAAAACAUUAAUUUUAACGUAAUUCUUUGCACAAAUGUAAACAAAGAUGUUUUGAAGUAACAUAAAAUUGUCAUAAAUUUUUUUUUUAAACGGUACGUAUAAUGGACGAAACUAUAAGUUAUAGGAUGUGCGCAGUAAAAGUGCGCAAUGCAAAACUGCGGAAUUACCUUAAGCACUAUCUUAAACAGUCUGUACCAGUGUGGGUAGUGGCAAUAAUGAGGAAGCUUCGGAUUGAUAGGGAUACAACUACCUGAAAAACACAAGGAGAACUUCGACGUUUCGAGCGUAGGCCCUUCGUCGGAAGUUUGUUGUAGACUUUGCUACUAACUUCCAGCUUUCCGGCUCGAAACGUCCAAGUUCUCCUUGUUAACUUUAUUCAUGGUGAAUAGCUCCACAGUUCUAAAUUAUUCUCUCCAGAGGUCCAGUAGUCGAGGCCCACAGUGUUACUACAGGAGGAAAAUCUUUCUAUAGAACUAAAUAUAAAACUUUAUUUAUAAUGAAUAGAUCUAACAGUUUUAAAAUGUUUCACUUAGUCUUAGAGGUACAGAAAGAACAUCUAUCAUUGCCCCAGUUUUACAAAAGAAGAACUAAAAUUAUCGCUUGAAUUAACCUAUCUGGAACGUACGUCGCCUUGGCUAUAUAUAGGGCGAUGUUUUCAUGAUUCAGACCCCGACUUUAACUAAUGUCACAUACACGAAACGAGGCUCGCGAUAGCCUCGGAAGGGUGCAUUAUACUGGGUAGCUGUAUCAGUUCUACACUGUUCUCCCCAAAGUCCAGUAAGAGGCAUCUCUUUUCUGAAGACUAGACUGUUUCGUAGAGUCGAACCGGAAGCACUCUUCUCUUCAACCCCAUGACUUACACACGUGAAAGGGAUACAUACACUAACCACUGUGUGACACUCUCUUGUAGUUACUUCUCGAGAUGGUGGCUCAGACGAUCCUGACUUACAGGAAGCCGCGGCAGGCUGCUUGGCAAAUAUAA
Molecule: messenger RNA, 7183 nt
Organism: Paramuricea clavata
Lineage: Eukaryota; Metazoa; Cnidaria; Anthozoa; Malacalcyonacea; Plexauridae
Source: the annotation of a GenBank genome assembly